This is a messenger RNA of Daphnia carinata, 4887 nucleotides long. RefSeq lists its product as uncharacterized. Gene Ontology annotation, cellular component: nucleoplasm. The record is from RefSeq and is a predicted model, not a curated record. NCBI's taxonomy places the organism in Eukaryota, Metazoa, Arthropoda, Branchiopoda, Diplostraca, Daphniidae. The transcript has 2 exons. The coding region runs from base 165 to 4679 and encodes 1504 amino acids. Gene Ontology annotation, biological process: negative regulation of DNA-templated transcription; positive regulation of DNA-templated transcription. Gene Ontology annotation, molecular function: nucleic acid binding; zinc ion binding.
UUCCAUAAGAUAGACUCCACAGGUAGCACAGGUCUUUCAAGAACGCCAUAUGAGAUAGCAAUAGGAGAGGUCCAAAUUUACAUUCGUUAUCUAACUUUAAAAAGUGUAAUAAUUCGGUUAUCAAGUGGUAUUGCUGGGCACAUGUAGACCAAUUGCUGAAUAAAAUGCCUAGAGGUAGAGGUGGAUUCAAUCCGGGCUACUUCAAAGAGCAUCAUAAAUAUGGGCAAGACGACGAGCCUGGCGGGAGUCAUCCGCAUUCUUAUCAAAAUGUCAAUGCCCAUAAUCCAAAUAGAAAUGUUAUUGACAAGCACAUGCAUUUGGGGGCGCAAAUAGGCAAUCCAAGGCAUGGUGUUAACAUUACUCCCCACAUAGCAUCAGGACCAGAUUCCAAUAGAGUGAUGAAAUUUAUGCCAGAUCCAAGGCUCCAGCCAAAACCUAUUCCAAUUGGUGGUAAUAAAUAUCCCUAUCCUUCUGGUGAGAACCAGAACUUCAGCAUGAAUGAAUCCUUGCCGAAUGACAAAGGAAAAUACCUGAAACCACCACAAUCUGGAAGCUGUCACUCAUCUUCUCCUCAUGUCAAUGCAAACUCACUGAAUUUUGUUACAAGACCCAUGAAAGAAAGAACACCAGAUACUAGAAACAAUGACAGGAGGAUAGCUGAACUUUCAACAGAAGACCGAAUCGGUCAACAGUCCACUUUUGGGAGACAUGAAUCGAUUAUUGUUGGCAACAGUAACCAGCAAGACAUGAAUUUAGAUUCGUUUGUACAUAAUAUUCUCGAUGCAUUGGAUGUAGACUUUGCUUUCAAAGAUCAGUCUCAAACGAAUGAAGUGGAAGACGAGCAGGAAGAAGAAGACUUUCCAACAAAAUACGCUAACUAUCAGAGGUCGUUUGAGGAUUUUGAGCAACAUGCCGUGGCAUUACCUUGUGACCCACGCUUACUUAAACCAACAGCUUUUUCAGCUCAACCAUCUGCGAUGCAAACUGCUCCGCCAAAACGAGAUAAACAGCCAACAGCAAGAGUGAAACCAGAACCUCGGGAGAAAAUAACAGGCCCGGAAAGAGAUAACCUCCGACCUGAAAAUAACCUAAAACAAGCGUUAGAAGACAUUCGUCAGAGGCAGCAAAGUACAGCAACUGUAUCUCCUGCUGCAUCUUCAUAUAACGAUGCCAGCAGACCAAAAGCGGGCAAUAUUACCAAGGGCAAAAAUGCUUCUGAGCGUUCAUCGAAAACAUUGACUCCACCAAACGUCAGAUCAAAUAACCAAGGAAAAAGCCCCCGCCAAAUACCUGAUGUAGGCAAUCAUGCUGAAAUGUCGCGUCGAAAGGUAGUCGAAGAUUCCGGAAGUAGAUAUAGCAAUAGAUCGACGAGAAAUGGUUCUCCAUUUGAUGGGCGUGAUCGAAACUCUGCAGGGAAAUCCAUUCUGGGAAGUCCGGAAUGGCAUCGCCAAGUUCGUAUGGUUGAUAAUCCUGAUGGCGGCAAUAGGGAUUCACGAGAAACAGAAAUGCGUAGAGUAAGGCGGAUAAGUCGAUCGCGAUCCCGAAGCCGAUCUCCACGACGCCCUCAUCGCUACUUUCGAUGUGGUUCUCCGGAACAGCGUCGUUCCCGUAGCCGUUCACCAAUAUCUAAGCGGACCAGACGAAUUUCACCUGAAUAUCCUCAUCGUCGAUGGGGAGCAGGAGGACCAAAACGGAAUUCACGGUCGCCUGUUGGAUCCAAAGACCGAAAACGCGCAACUCCCGACAGCACUCACCGAAAUGUUGUGGGACGUACGGUGAUAAUGCGUAGGAGUCGAUCCAUUUCAAGGUCGCCUUCGCGCUCUUCAUCGCAGCAGCAACAGAACACGAAAUGCUUGAAAGAGCAACCUGAAGGGCCCAAAGAACUUAAGAAAAAACCGCCAAACAACGUUGUAGUCAAUACCCAACAGACCACGCAGUUGUUCACUCGAAAUUACGGCAAUCAAGUUAAUCAUGUUGCUCAUGUUGUUCAGUCAACGCAACAAGUCGCUGCUCCGGUCGACCCAAGAUACAUCGCUCCGCCUACUAGUUUAUCUCAAUCGACUUCCGCCAUUCCAACUGCUAUGGGUUAUUACAAUCAACAGAUUCAACACUGUCAAACGCCAGUGCAGCAGCAGCAGCUAGAUAUGGCAACGUAUCAUCAGCAACAGCUUCAUCAACAACAACUUCACCAACAACAAUUUCACCAACAACUUCUAGUGCAGCAACAAUUUCAACAGCAGCUCUAUCAGCGACAUCUGCAACAAAUAAAUCCAAACUCCGUGUUGCAAAAUGUUGGGCCUUCCCAUUUGUUUCCUGCUAGCCAUCCUGCUGGCUCCGUUCAAAGUCCGAACAUUCCGCCGCCACAACAAACCGUACCUCCUCCAACUCCCCCAUCUACUUCAGCAACAGUUGUACCGACCAACUCCGAAAAAGGAUCUGUCGAGGAACAACGCCUUCAAGUGGUACGCGACGGCCUAUUGGAGAAACAAAUGAAUCUGAUCCAUCAACUUUUGGUUGUUCAAACGCAACAGGCUGACCUGGAAAUGAAACAGAAAACAGCGGAAGAAGCGGAAUACGAAAACUUUUCGUUAAGUAUUCUGGAAAAAGCCAAAUUUGGGAAAGAAAUGAUGGUUAGUGCCCAAGCGUUAGAAAAGAUUAUAUUAAAGCAUACUAAUCAGCUAAAAGAAGAUCUGUACGAAAUCAAAAAGACGCGCUUAAGUAAUCGUUACAACUAUUACGAUCCUCAACAGCAUUGGUGCGAGCUGUGUGACGUCAUAACAGAUAAACUAAACGACUAUCUUAACCAUCUGCAUUCAAAAGAGCACGCGGAGAGAUUGAAAUCAACGGGAGUACCAUCUACGCCGUGGCACAAAAAGAACACCGUAGUUCCAGAGGAAAAAGGAGGAAUCCGAAUUCCGUUCAAUGGAUUGCAAAAUCUUCAGCCAGUUAAGGCAUGGUACUGUGAGCUUUGCGAUGUGUGGAUGGGCGAUCUACAUUGUGCCCAGUUGCAUAUGACAUCUAGCGGUCAUAACGACCAACAUCUCAAGCGCAGCAUGGAACGGCCCGAUUCGGCGCUAACGCAAACGGUAAAGAAACAAGCUGCUUUGCGACGGAAUGCGGCCCGGAAGAAAGAAGAGGAGCGAGCAAAAAUCCGGCAAAAAGAAGUGGACAGGUUAAAAAUGGAGGCUGAGAAGAAAGAAGCGGCAAGAAAAAAGGAAACUGAAAAGCAAGAAAAACAACGCCGUAUUGAACAAAAACGGCAGGAAUUCGUGAGGAAUGAGGAGGCAAAUAACACUCCGGUUGCCGAACUCGAAGGAGAACCUUCCGGAGAAAAGGAUGAGACUAAUAAGCUACAAGCUGAGAGUUCGCAUUCGGCUCGCAUUCGACUCAACAUUCGUACUCCCAUAACGUCUUCCAAAGUGACGGAACAAAAAGAUUCCACUGAGAUCACUUCAUCUAUUACGGAGACAUGUGAUUCUGUCGUAGAAAAAGCUGUUAAUGCUCCGGACGGAACAGCGAAAACAAAUUCGCUUACAAAACCAUUUCCCCUCCGCAAUCCGGUACUCGACAAAGAUUGUACUAAACGGCGAAUCGUUGAGGAAAUUCAAACUGAAACAGCUAUCCUGAAACUAGCUGAGAAACCAAUCAGCUCCAUUGAAGGUUAUGUUAGUGAAGUUGUACAAAAAAAUUCUUUAGCUGUGGCAGACACAUCCAAAGAUGUGCCAGAAAAUUAUAAGUCCACCCAUUCGAAAAAACUAGCAGCUAAUACUGUUGAUGCGUUAUCUAAACACGUUGUUCCUGAGGAAAAAGAUCUUAGCGAUCAAAUGAAUCUCAAACCGGAAACUGUUUGUCAAACGGAUUUUGUUUCAAGUUCUUCAGUAAAUGUUCCAGCGCAGCUAUUACCCAUUAGUCAAACGGAUGCUUGUUGCUCGUCAACAGUACCUGUCUCAAGUGCAGCAGAUGGCAAAGAAGUUAAAUCUAAUCAGAAGCUGAUUGAUGAAAAACUAGUCCAUCAGCUUGAUACAAAUGUUCAAAAGUGUGCAAUCUUUAUCGAAAAAGCAGUUAUGGAAGGCGAUCAGAAGGGAUUCCUGGAUGCCGAAGCAAACGUCGAAAACACCCAAGACUUUAAUGUUCGUACGAUAUCCUUUACCAAAAACUCGAAAAUAUCCGGCCAAAUUUCCGAGCCUGCAACUUGUUCUGAGCAACCUUCCGAUUUGAAUAGGAACGAGAGUGAAGAGAAGACACCUGCAAACGAAGAAAAAGGUAGAUUGCUCCCGAAACUUGAACCAAUUUACCCCGAAGAUCCGACCAAUGAUUGCUGUGUCAUUCUAGAAGUAAAUCCAAAAUUAGACAAAAUUCCAGAGCUUAUAGAUCUCGAGUCGUCUGCUGAAGACUGUAAUCCACCGACCGUCGAUUCACGAAUGAGCCAAAACAGUGAAAACACUGAAAGUGUCGAGGAAAAGUGCGAUAGUUUAUAUGGUAGUGCGAAUCGUUCUUCUACUCCUUGUGGCAUUAGAUUUGGUGAAUUUAUUGUCUUGAGUGAAACACACGAAGAUAGCUGCAUUGAUACCGAUAGUAGUACAAGUGUUAAUUCUUCCUUGGAGACUUCUUCGGGCGAACGACGAGUCGAUGUCAAAGAUGCCCCAGCAGAUGAAGCCUCUACUUCUCAAGUUCCUUAAUUUAGGUGAAAUUAUUUCCAACGAAAGAAAACUUUCAUUUCUGUUUUUCGCUCAUGGCAUUAACAUUUUUUAUAACAUUUAGCUUUGUUGUUAGGCAUCUCAUUUCUGACUCAGGGAUUUCGUGGCUAGUUAAUGGCUGUUAAAGUUUUAGCGCAUGGGCCGAAAUUUAUGUUGCCAUAAUACACGGAAAAAAAAACAAAUAUAAAGC